Molecule: messenger RNA, 345 nt
Organism: Ectocarpus sp. CCAP 1310/34
Lineage: Eukaryota; Phaeophyceae; Ectocarpales; Ectocarpaceae
Source: the annotation of a GenBank genome assembly
AUGAUGCCGCACGCGUUCGAGCGACUAUGGGGCGCGUUCGAGCCCCAGGGCGAGUUCCAAACCCACAUUACGCAAUCGGUACCACAGACGACGGUGGUUCGCCACCUCAACGACAGGGGUUUUCAGGUGGUGGCAGCGGGCACGGUGGACGGGCUGAUGCGAGUCCUAUUCUGUGCGAAAGAAGCCACCUCCAACGGAACCGGCGCCUGGUUCCUGGCUGAGUUGCUGCAGGAUGAGUCAGCCCUGACUCUGGAAGCCACCUUCAAGAGCAAGCGCCCCGCAGUCGUGCCCGGCUUUGUUCGUGCCUUCAUGCUUCAUCACGUCUUUACCAUGGCCGCCGCGUGA